This is a messenger RNA of Striga hermonthica, 921 nucleotides long. Lineage: Eukaryota; Viridiplantae; Streptophyta; Magnoliopsida; Lamiales; Orobanchaceae. The record is from the annotation of a GenBank genome assembly.
AUGGCAGCUCCUUCCAAAACCCUAAUGGAUUUAUUACAGCGGCCGGCUACGGCGAAGCGCCUUAAGACCUGCUCUGCGGCUUCUGAUGGCCCUCUUUCAUCAUCGUCAACAGUUGCUAUUUCCUCGGACCAGAAGCAAAGAAUCGAAUUCAACAGAGCCCUCGCCUUAUCCAAGCGAAACCUCAAAAUCUGCUCUGAUAAACUCUCCAAAUCAGAUGCUUCAGGAGUGCCGUCUGUGAAGUUGGAAGAGCUACUGGUGGAGGAUACAUGGCUGAAAGUGCUAGCGGGGGAGCUGCAAAAGCCUUAUGCAAAAAAGCUCUGUACGUUUGUGGAAAACGAAAUAUACCAGGGCAGCGUACCAAUUUACCCUCCUCGGCAUUUGAUUUUUAAUGCAUUUAACACGACUCCGUUUGACCGAGUUAAGGCAGUUAUUAUCGGACAGGACCCAUAUCAUGGGCCAGGCCAGGCAAUGGGGCUCUCUUUUUCUGUUCCGGACGGUGUCAAAGUCCCUUCAAGUCUUCUAAACAUAUAUAAAGAACUUCAUCAAGAUUUGGGAUGUUCAAUCCCAGCUAAAGGGAAUCUAGAAAGAUGGGCUGUUCAGGUAAAGAUUUGCAUCUGUAGAGCUAGUACACAUUUUAGACAACACCAGGCUAAUUCGCAUGCCAAAAAAGGGUGGGAACAGUUUACUGAUGCUGUAAUUGGAGCGAUUUCACAGAAUAGAGAAGGAGUUGUUUUUCUCCUUUGGGGAAACUAUGCUCAGGCCAAAUCAAGGUUGAUAGAUGAAUCUAAACACUAUGUACUCAAAUCAGCACAUCCUUCUGGUUUAUCUGCAAAUAGAGGCUUUUUUGGAUGCAGGCAUUUCUCUCGUACAAACCAGAUCUUGGAGGAAAUGGGAAUUCCUCCAAUCGAUUGGCAGUUGUAG